AUGCAGAGCCAGGCGGCGCUGCGGAAGCCGCCGAGGCCCGACAAGGCCACGGCGGUGCAGGACGACGAAGCCGCGGCGGCGUCGGCGGCGCAGGCGUGGUUCCAGUACCCGGUGGAGGACCCGCUCGAGAGGGACGACCUCUUCGCGGAGCUCUUCGGAGAGGCGCAGGCGGCCGUCGACGCCGGCAGGGGGGCGUGCUGCAAGGAGGAGGCGGAGCGCGGGGGCGAGGCCGCGCGCCAGAGCAGCGGGAUGAUGCCGCCGCCGCCGCCGCUGCCGAGGCACGCGCACGCGCCGCGGGAGGAGAAGGCGUGCACGGGAGACGGUGCCGCGGCGAGGACGUCCGCCGGCUGCUGCGAGGCCACGGCGACGGCGACGGAGGGCGGCGAGUCGUCCAUGCUAACCAUCGGGUCCAGCUUCUGCGGGAGCAACCACGUGCAGACGACGCCGCCAGGGGCCGCUAAGGACGUCGCCAGGGCCCGCGACGCCGCGACGGACACCUCGUCGGCGACGCGGUCCAGGUCCUGCACCACCAAGAGUGAGCAUCCCGGUCCCGGCGCUGCCGCUGCCGCCGCCCACCGGAGCGGCAAGCGGAAGCAGAGCGACGCCACGGACGCCAAGGACGUGGAGUUCGAGUCCACCGACGUCACGUGCGAGCCGGCGCAGAAGAUGAAGACGGCCAAGCGGCGCCGCGCCGCCGAAGUCCACAACCUCUCGGAGCGGAGAAGAAGGGACAGGAUCAACGAGAAGAUGAAGGCCCUGCAGGAACUCAUACCUCACUGCAACAAAACCGACAAGGCGUCGAUGCUGGACGAGGCGAUCGAGUACCUCAAGUCGCUGCAGCUCCAGCUGCAGGUGAGCUUCGGCUUCCUUCCUUCCUUCCUUCCUUCCUCGUCGCCCCAAAACCAAGCUCCAGCUACCCAAGAACGAGACAUCGACCGACGUGUGACGUUUGCAUUGUCGCGGCGCACGCAGAUGAUGUGGAUGGGCGGCGGAAUGGCGGCGGCAGCGGCGCCGGUGGUGUUCCCCGCGGGGGUGCACCAGUACAUGCAACGGAUGGUGGCCGGGCCUCCACCCCACGUGGCUUCCAUGCCCGGGAUGCCGUUCAUGGCGCCGCCGGCCGUGCAGGGCCCGCCGUUGCCCGACCUCUACGCGCGCUACCUCGCCGUCGACCACCACCUGCCGCCGCCGCCGCCGCCCUUGGUGGCACCACCAUACACGGUUCAGCAGCAUUGCCUGCAGGGGACGACGAUGGGCUUCUACCAGCGGCAGAACCCGGCGCUGCCACCGCCGCCCACCGUGCCGGCGGCGUCGCCUGCCGACGGCAUCCUGCACAAAAAAUACGGUACGCCGCAGAAUGUGAAUGUGGAUGUGAUGUGA
Molecule: messenger RNA, 1377 nt
Organism: Miscanthus lutarioriparius
Lineage: Eukaryota; Viridiplantae; Streptophyta; Magnoliopsida; Poales; Poaceae
Source: the annotation of a GenBank genome assembly